AUGCACUUGCUAUUGCACAACGAUUCUGGGUGCUUGCUGACAGGCUUGUCGUAUUACAUCUGUGAUGAGUGCUGGUGUUUCCUUCAAAUUCUAUGCGCCCGCAGGAGCAAGCCCUCUAUUGAAACCGUCUUGAAGCAUUGCACAGGCGGAGCGUGUAUCCCGGAUGAUUUGCACCUCUUGCAGCAAAGCCAGCCUCAUGCCCCAAUCAAGAGCCUUGAUUUGCAUCGGCUUUCUCGGCCAUGUGCCCCUCACGAUGCAGUCGAUCCGGAAACGGAUCUCACACGCAGCUUUUCGCUUUGCUUCAGUGGCUUUUGA
Effrenium voratum is the source of this 315-nucleotide messenger RNA. NCBI's taxonomy places the organism in Eukaryota, Dinophyceae, Suessiales, Symbiodiniaceae. The record is from the annotation of a GenBank genome assembly.